Messenger RNA from Bipolaris zeicola 26-R-13, 909 nucleotides. RefSeq lists its product as uncharacterized. Bases 1 to 909 code for a protein of 302 amino acids. The record is from RefSeq and is a predicted model, not a curated record. The transcript has 2 exons. Gene Ontology annotation, cellular component: transcription factor TFIIH holo complex. NCBI's taxonomy places the organism in Eukaryota, Fungi, Ascomycota, Dothideomycetes, Pleosporales, Pleosporaceae.
AUGGCUACAGCCAGAAGUCCUGCCAGCGCUCCAUUCGCAGAGAACCUGCCUACCCCGCCCGCCUCUUCUGCAGCGCCCUCACAGCACCCCUCGCCCCUGCCGCAGCCGCGGAAGCACCCCCUCAAGCCUGGUGGCCCCAGAGAAUCGGAUUUGAUCAGAUACCUGGAUCAUGGUAUCAACAGCAUUCAGAAGCGCGUGGAUAAUCGCAUGACCAACCGCAAGCUCAAGCCUGAGCCUGGCGAAGAGCAAGGAUAUAGCGCAUUCUGGGAGGUGGCACGCGACCUCGAUGGCUUGGUAGACGUCGUGUGGGUGUCGGCAUCUCCGAACCUCCAGAUUCCCUAUUUGCUCAACAUUGCCGUUCUAACCGCUGAAUUCCUUCCUCUGUUCACUUCAUCAACGCGCUCCACCCGGGCCACCUUUGGCCUCGUCUCAAAACUUGACUAUGCCUUCUCCUCACUACUGACUGGCCACGACCUUGCUACAGGCGAGCUGUUGCCUGGUUUUGAAAAUGGCCGAACAGUCACAACCACGGAUAAGGUCCGCUUGAAGGGCAUUGUAGAUCGCACCCGCCUGACUGUCGUCCGUGUUAUGAGUGGAGAAAGUGUCGUUGGGGACGAUCAAGACGUGGGCGAGGCGAUGGAUACAGACAACGAGCGAGAGGCCGAGCCGCGGGGCCACGAUGGAACGGUCACCUUUGAAGGCUUUGAAAAUAAUACUGACGACGAAGAAGAGGAUGAUGAGUGGGAGGAGCGUGGCAUAGCCACUAUCUAUGAAAAGACAAUAGGCGAGUUGGGCGACGUCCUCGGUGGCCCCCCAAUUGGUAUCAUCACAGACGACUGGGCUAGCAAAGGAGCAGAGCAGCAAAGAAGCGGCGGUGGCUUCGUAGAGUCUGACAUUGAUUUUGACUAA